AUGAAAGUAUUUGGAGGUUCAGCAGCAUUGCUGCAACUGCACCUGCUAAGUGCCAUCAGCCAGCAUGGGUAUCUUGGUGUCCAAGGCUUUUCUCUGUCUCCUUUUUCUGCCAAGACUACGGCUAUCAGCAGUGCUGCCAGUAGUAGUAAGAUCAAGACGUUGUUGCAGGCAACCGUGGAAAAAGAAGAUGCUACCGUUACCACCAACAAUGCUCCAGCUACUACUACUACCAGUGGCAAUACCCCUCCGUUCAAGAAUAUCAUGGCCGCCAACCGUGCUGAAAUUGCGGUCCGCAUUAUGCGUGCUGCUACCGAGUUGAACAGUGGCACCGUCGGCAUUUACGUGGCCGAAGACUCGUACAGUCAACACCGUUGGGGCGCCGAUCGAUCGUUUCAAUUAGAAAAAGAAGACUCUGCGUCGCCCAUUAGUGCCUAUUUGGAUAUUGAUCAAAUCAUUCAAAUUGCCAAAGAUGCCAAUGUUGAUGCCAUUCAUCCCGGUUAUGGAUUUCUCAGUGAAUCGCCCGAUUUUGCACAAGCGUGUGGAACAGCGGGCAUUACAUUUGUGGGACCUACCGUGGACAAUUUGUUGCAGUUUAGUGACAAGACAAAGGCACGACAAGCGGCGAUUGAUGCCGGUGUUCCGGUAGUGCCCGGAAGUGAUGGAGCCUUGCAAAAUGCCGAGGAAGUUGUCGAGUAUGUCGAAAAAAUUGGAUUGCCCGUCAUUUUAAAGGCCGCAAUGGGUGGUGGUGGCAAGGGAAUGCGUGUCGUUCGCACCAUGGAAGAUGUCGUGCCCUUGUUUGAAGCGGCAUCCAGUGAAGCAUUGGCAUCGUUUGGAGAUGGCGCUGUCUUUGUGGAACGAUUCGUUGAUCGACCACGACACAUUGAAAUACAAAUCAUUGGAGAUGGAACCGGCAAUGUCGUGCAUUUGUGGGAACGCGAUUGUAGCGUGCAGAGACGACAUCAAAAAGUCAUUGAAAUGGCACCGGCAUGGACACUUUCGGAUGAAUUGCGCCAACAAUUGCAUCAGUAUGCCGUCCAACUCACUAGUGCCGCCAAGUACAAAAAUGCCGGAACGGUAGAAUUCCUCGUCGAUGCCGAAAUGAGAGCUUACUUUAUCGAAGUCAAUCCACGCAUUCAAGUCGAACAUACCGUCACGGAAGAAGUCACGGGCAUUGAUCUCGUACAAGCACAAAUUCGAAUUGCGUCCGGUGCCACAUUGGAACAAGUCGGAUUGAUUCAAGAGAAUAUUGUCCCCCGGGGAGUGGCCAUUCAAUGUCGAGUUACUACCGAAAAUCCCGAACGAGACUUUGCACCCGAUACCGGGCGUGUUACGCUCUAUCGUCAUUCGGCAGGAUACGGAGUCCGCAUGGAUGGGAUUGGAUAUUCCGGUCUCGAAGUGACACCCUUUUUUGAUUCCAUGUUGGUCAAGUACACUGUCCGAGGAUCUUCCUUUCAAGAAGCCGUCGCUCGGAUGAAACGCGUCUUGCAGGAAUGUCGCAUCCGUGGUGUCAAGACCAAUAUCGGAUUCCUCAUGAAUGUACUGGCCCAUCCCGAAUUCAGUACCGGAUCCGUCACCACGUCGUUUAUUGAUGAAAAUCCAAGUCUCAAGCAGACAUCGCUUUCCAUGUGGGACUAUGCCAAUGAAGAUCAAUCCGAUCCACAAAAGUUGUACGAAACCGAACGAUUGCUCCGCUAUUUGGCCAAUCUGGCCGUCAAUGGACAUCCACCCGAAUUGGGAGCGGAUCCACAUAAAAUGGAAGACUCGUGUCAUGUUGCCGUCAAAGCACCCGUUCUACCAACCACACUCAAAACAACAAAGACAAAGUCUGCUGGUGGUAUGCGCAAGAUUUUGCUCGAACAAGGACCCGAAGGAUACGCCAAGGCCGUACGAGAACACAAAGGAUUGAUGAUUAUGGAUACCACUUGGAGAGAUGCCCAUCAGUCCUUGUUGGCCACGAGGAUGCGGACUCAAGAAUUGCUACGAUGCGCCGACUACACCAACACGGCACUGGCCAAUGCAUUCUCAUUGGAAAUGUGGGGAGGAGCCACAUUUGAUGUUUCGAUGCGCUUUUUGCACGAAUGUCCUUGGGACCGGCUCGAAAAGUUGAGAGAAGCCGUACCGGAUGUACCCUUUCAAAUGCUCCUACGUGGAGCCAAUGCGGUUGGGUACACCAACUACCCCGACAAUCUUGUCUUCAAGUUUUGUGAACAAGCCAAAAAAUCGGGUAUCGAUGUAUUCCGUGUCUUUGACUCUCUCAACUACUUGGACAAUCUAAAGAUUGGAAUCGAAGCUGCACGAGCCGCUGGUGGUUUCGUCGAAGGUACCAUGUCCUACACGGGGGAUGUCGCAGACCCGAGUAAGUCCAAAUACAACUUGGACUAUUACCUCGAUCUGGCUCGGCAAUUGGUUGAGAUGGGAUCGCAUUCGUUGGCCAUCAAGGACAUGGCCGGUCUCUUGACACCCACGGCCGCUACUAUGUUGGUGGGUGCUCUGCGGAAGGAACAUCCCGAUGUCCCCAUUCAUGUCCACACUCAUGACACGGCCGGAAGUGGAGUUGCCAGUAUGAUUGCGGCUGCCGAAGCUGGAGCCGACGUGGUGGAUGCCGCAAUUGAUGCCAUGUCUGGCAUGACCUCGCAACCAUCUUUGGGAGCAUUGGUGGCCAACUUGCGCCACACCGACUUGGAUACUGGUAUUGAUCUGGAAACACUCCAACCCCUCAACUCGUACUGGGAAAAUGUCCGAUCCAUGUACGGUCCUUUCGAGUCGGGACAGCUCAGUGGUUCGUCGGAUGUCGUCAAUACCGAAAUUCCUGGAGGACAGUACACCAACAUGUUGUUCCAGAGCAAGCAACUUGGACUGGGUGAGAAGUGGCCCGAAAUCAAGAGGAAGUACGCAGAAGCGGUGAGUUUACACGCGUGUCUUAUCGAUGAUGCUCUGCACGUAUUCUAUUUUUGCUCACCAUUCCAACUUUGCAUGACGUGCCGUGCCACCCAUCAAUCGCCAAUGUCGCAACACCAGAACAUCAUCUUGGGCGACAUUCCAAAGGUGACUCCGUCGUCCAAGGUUGUCGGUGACUUGGCUCAAUUCAUGGUGUCUCAGAAUUUGGAUGCCCAGAUGAUUUUGGAUCAAGCCGAAACGUUGGCCUUUCCCGAUUCGGUUGUCAACUACUUGAAGGGUGACAUUGGUAUCCCACCAGGUGGUUUUCCUGAACCCCUCCGUAGCAAAGUGUUGAAUGCUCGUGGCGCGGAACCUGUGGAAGGUCGACCCGGUGCCUCCAUGCCCGAUUACGAUUUUGAAGCCGAACGCAAGUUCUUGGAAGACAAGUAUGGCCCAACGAAUGUGUCCAACAAGGACAUUUUGUCAUACGCACUGUAUCCCCAGGUUUUUACCGACUACAAGGACUUUGCCGCCACCUACGGAACCGUGGCCAAGCUCCCCACCGGUGUCUUUUUGAAUCCCAUGAAAGUUGGUGACGAAGUAGAGAUUGAACUAGGUUUUGGCAAGACGAUCAAUGUUCGUUUGGCAUCGAUUCGGGCGGCCGAAGGAGACGGUACUCGUGUAGUGAUUUUCGAACGAAAUGGGGAGGCUAUCUACAUGUCCGUGACAGACCAUUCGAUUGUGGGCGAAGAGGCUUUGCGAGAAAAAGCCGACGGUCCCGGCCAGGUGGGUGCUCCCAUGCCAGGUGUCAUUGUGGGUAUGCAAGUAAAGGUUGGCGAUGAGAUUAGUGAAGGUGAUGCGAUUGCGACCAUGUCUGCCAUGAAGAUGGAAACCUCGAUUCCCGCCACUACUGGUGGUGUCGUGAAGCGUGUGUUGGUCAAUGUGGGCGACAAGGUGGAAGGUGACGAUUUGCUCGUGGAGAUUGAGUAA
This is a messenger RNA of Seminavis robusta, 3867 nucleotides long. NCBI's taxonomy places the organism in Eukaryota, Bacillariophyta, Bacillariophyceae, Naviculales, Naviculaceae. The record is from the annotation of a GenBank genome assembly.